CUACCUUACUUUGCCUCAGUUGUAUGGGAAAAUCAGAUGUCAGCCAGUGAAUCAGCUGGGCACGACUUGAACAUGGCAUUGCCGUGGACCCAGCUGUAAAUUCAUAUCAAAACAAGAACGAAAACCUGGAAGAUAAAGUCGCUAUUUCUUCCGCUUGUGCCCUGCUUCCGACGGCUGCGUCGCCCGGUGCUCCAUCAUCUUCACCUUCACGGUAUCCAUCAGCGUUGACGUUGUUUAUGGAAACCUCCCCUUCACUGUCCCAGGGCAGGACUGAAGGCCAGUGAAACGACGCCUAGGCCUGUGAACACCCGCAGUCAUUUCCAGCCUGUUCAGCAACAAGCCUGUGGAGAGGUGUUUGUUUUAGCACAGGGUCUGGAGGAGGAGGGGGGGCCAGCAGGUACACAGACAGGCAGGCAGACAGACACACAGCAGGACAGACAGACAGACAGGACUCAGGAUGCCUCUGUUCUUCAGAAAGCGGAAGCCCAGCCAGGACUCCCAGAAGAGAUUUGAAUAUCAGCUAUGCUUGGCGAAGGAGGCAGGCGCUGAUGACAUCCUGGACAUCUCAGCUUGUGAGCUCUCAGAUGUUCCCUCUAGUGCCUUGUCCAUCUGCAAGGUGCUGCAGAAGAAGGUCCUUAUCCUUCAUAGCAAUGCGCUGAGGUCUCUGCUUCCCAAAGGAUGUGAUAUCACUACUCUUGCCACUUUAAAGGUCCUGGAUCUGCAUGAGAAUAAGCUCACCUCGCUCCCAGAUGACAUUGGAAAAUUAACGUCACUGCAGGUUCUGAAUCUGGAGAAGAACAGUCUUAAGGUCCUGCCGGAGUCCGUUGGGACUCUACGAUUUUUGCAGACCCUCAAUGUGAAAGGUAACCUUCUCACUUCGAUACCGUCCUCUGUGGGCUCUAUGAGCAGUCUGCGGACCCUCGACCUGAGUGACAACAAUAUCCGCGAGCUUCCCAAAUCUCUGGCUUACAUUCGCACCCUGGAGAGCUUUACACUCGAUGCUGCCAUGAUGUCCUAUCCACCUGCGUCUGUGUGUACAGGAGGGACAGAGAGCAUCCAGCGUUUCCUGUGUGAUGAGCUGGGUGAGGAGUACUGCCCUCCAUCCCAGUAUCUUCUGCCGGUGCUGGAGACUGACUGUGGAAAGCAUAACUCGGACAGUGUGGAUGGCUUGGAGCAGGCCUGGCAUGACAAAUUCCUCAACUACGAGAAAAGAAAGGAGCAGAAGCAGCAGGAGAAGCUCGCCUUUGAGCGGCACCUGGAGGAGAAGCAAAAGGAGCACACCCAGCUCCUCCUCAUGAACAACUCCCGAAAGGAAGACAUUCUUCUGUCAGUCCGACAGGAGCAGGAGCGUCUGGAGCAGGGCGUGUCCCAGCAGCAGAGGGCCCAGGAGGCUGAGAGGCUGUUGGUGCUGGGGAGAGUUCGACAGGCAGAGAAUGACAUCAGCAGUCGCAUCAGCAACCUGCUGACGAGCAACAACCGGCAGAAGAAGAGUGCUGAGUUUCUAGCGGCCUUGGAGGAAGAUCGGAUUCGCAUGGAGCAGCUGACCGCCAUCACACAGGAAGAAGCCAAUUCACUCAGGAAGAGAGAGGUCGCAACGGCCAUGCAGAAGAUGCUGUCAGAUAGUUACGCUGUGAGCCUCCUCCAGGAGGCCAGCGACUCUCGCAGACAGAGCCUUGUGUCCGAGGCGUGCAGAAGUAUGGAGAAUAUGGACAGGAAGUUUGAUCAGGUCCUCUCCCUCCAAGUGUUAGACAAGUCCAAAGCCAUCGCCCAUAUCUUACAGGAGGAGGAAAUGCAGAAAGCAGCUUUCCAGGCUCUGCAGCUGCAGAAGGACAGCGUGUACGGCUACAUCCGCAAUCAGAUCAAGCUCAUAGAGGGUGAAUUAAUGCAGCUGACUAAGCUGGAGGUUAAGAGACGCAAUCUGGACGCUGAGAACCUGCAGGAGGUUCUGGUGGAACAGCGUUCAGCUCUUGGUGACUUACUGCAGCAGCUGCUGAAACAGAAGGACCAGAGAGAGAGUGAGCUUCGUCAGGUUCUGCAAGAGAUGGAGCUCAAGUCAGAGUCCAGCCAGCAGAACUACUGGAUGAUCCAGUAUCAGAGGCUGCUGGACGCCAAGCCUCUUUCACUGCGCAUGCAGGAAGCAGGUGUGGAGAAAGAGUUAGUCAACCUGUUGUGCAAACUGUCAGCGCAACAUUACCUGCCCAUUCUGGCUCACCAUCGAGUGACAUCCGAGGCCCUGCGCCACAUGACCGCGUCUGAUCUCAACAAGUUGGGCAUCAAUGAGGUCGGUGUCCAGCGAGCUCUCCUCAACUGGGCCAGGGACCACGUUCCUGCAGCAGCCUGUAAGGAAGCCCCACAGGAGGAGGAGGCUGAGGAGACCGUUCCCACUGCUCCGUCCCCGCCAUCUACUCCAUCGUCACCGUUUACCUCAGCCAUGCAGAUCAACAGCCCGCCGCGUAGCCCCGGGACACCGGUCACGCCCUCGGCCCCCAGCCCUGUGGAGGGACCAGGAAGCUCCGAGUGUGUGGUCUGCAUGGAGACCGGGUCUCAGGUCAUCUUCCUGCCAUGUGGUCACGUGUGCUGCUGCCAGAUUUGCAGCGACGCUCUGCAGAACUGCCCUCUGUGCCGGAGCAACAUAUCUCAGCGCAUACGCCUCUACCAAAACUAAAAACCAACCCUCCACUCAUCUUUCACAGCCAGUCCUGUUCAUUAUGCAUGAUCGUAAAGCCACUGUGACCUAAUCUCACAUAUGAAAGAGCUUUUAGCAGCUCCCUGAAAGAGUUGAGCCACUUUCCUCUUUUGAGUAAACAUUGUACUUGGUUGAUUUUAUAAGGAAAAAAAAAAGGUAUCAAUAAAAUUAUUUUUAAUUCUUAUGUUAUUUUGGUUUUCAAUGGCAUCUGAAAAAUGCUUGAGGUAAACCACACUGUUUUGUUUAGAUAAUUUUCUGUUAAUAAUACUAUAUAUGAUUUUUAUUUGGAUUAUCCAUAUCAUGGGUGAUAUCAUGCACUUCUUUAUUCAAAACUGACUAUUUUAUGCCUUAGAAUAUGGUACCUGUUUAAUUGAAGCGUGCCUUUUUCCUGGAAAACCUCCUACCUUUGGAAAAACCUUGUAUUGUUGUGUCUGUCUGUAUUGUCAGCCAAAGCAUGGCUUGUCCAGCAUGUAUGUGAGUUCACCACAACUCAACCUCACUGAUCGCCAUGGCUUCCCUCUAUGUAGCGUUCCUGUUUUUCAUAAGCACCUCAAAUGCAUCCUGUCAUCCCUCUCCUGCCUUCAGUCCCAAAGACUUGUGUCCCUUUUACCAGGAUCCACUGUACUGGAUAUAUAAUCAUUCAUGUAGUGUAUGUUGGUGAGAAUGAUAUACCACAUAAAUCAAUAUCAAGGCAACUUUAGAGGACACUGUCACGAAGACACUGUUUUAUCUUUGUCACAACUUUUAUCAUCAAUGUUAAUCAUCCUUGUUGACCGUCUCCGGGCUCGCUUUUGAUACCACACUUGUAUGAAAUGCUUUUAUAUGCUCUGUAUCUGUGGACUAACAAGGCUUUCAGCUAACCGGAUUGUAGCCACCACCAGUGCUGUUCAACUCUAUCCUUCAAGUGCUCUUGACUAUGUAUAUACUAAUAUUACUACUAAUGAGACAAUGAAGUGUAAAAAAAAAUAUCAAUUCUGUAUAAAUCUGAAUACAUUUCAUGUUAAAUGACUGUGA
This is a messenger RNA of Myripristis murdjan (pinecone soldierfish), 3700 nucleotides long. It is a transcript of the gene lrsam1, whose product is annotated as leucine rich repeat and sterile alpha motif containing 1. The record is from RefSeq and is a predicted model, not a curated record. Lineage: Eukaryota; Metazoa; Chordata; Actinopteri; Holocentriformes; Holocentridae. The transcript has 25 exons. Gene Ontology annotation, cellular component: cytoplasm. Gene Ontology annotation, molecular function: protein binding. The coding region runs from base 458 to 2665 and encodes 735 amino acids.